This is a messenger RNA of Xiphias gladius (swordfish), 2708 nucleotides long. It is a transcript of the gene aif1l, whose product is annotated as allograft inflammatory factor 1-like. The record is from RefSeq and is a predicted model, not a curated record. Gene Ontology annotation, molecular function: actin filament binding; calcium ion binding. Lineage: Eukaryota; Metazoa; Chordata; Actinopteri; Istiophoriformes; Xiphiidae. The coding region runs from base 142 to 588 and encodes 148 amino acids. Gene Ontology annotation, cellular component: ruffle membrane; actin filament. Gene Ontology annotation, biological process: ruffle assembly; actin filament bundle assembly. The transcript is spliced from 6 exons.
UCUUGACACCGGUGCUGAGUGGCUCGCUGAGCCCAAUCUCUAACGGAGAGUAGGAGUAUCGCCCCGGCGGACAGUUGCGGCAGCCUUCUGGCUCGGAUAUUUUUCAUUUUCUGGAUUUAUACAUCGCAGAUAAAUUCCGGGAUGCCUUCGAAUAAAAAUGUCCAAGGGGGGAAAGCCUUUGGACUGUUAAAGGAGCAGCAGAGGCAAAAACUGGAAGAAAUAAACAAGGAAUACCUGGAGGACCAGAAAUACAGGGAUGAAGAGGACCUGGCCGAAAAAUUGGAAGGUCUAAAAAAUAAAUAUGCUGAGUUUGACCUGAAUGACCAAGGAGAGAUUGAUCUGAUGGGUCUGAAGCGGAUGAUGGAGAAGCUGGGGGUGCCCAAGACCCACUUGGAAUUGAAAAAAAUGAUUGUCGAGGUGACGGGCGGCAGCAGCAACACUAUCAACUACAGGGACUUUGUCAAGAUGAUGCUGGGCAAGCGUUCAGCUGUGCUCAAACUAGUCUUGAUCUUUGAAGACAAAGCCAAUGGCUCUCCCUGCAAGCCAGAAGGACCCCCUCCAAAGCGGGACAUUGCUAGCCUGCCUUAAGUGUAGAUGUCCGCCUGCGGACUGCUAGUGGAGCAGAGGGACCAUCAGUGGUUGCCCGGAGUUGAACCGUUUUCGUAACAUGUGGAGUGUCGUAUUAGUGUGGGACCAGUGAUUGAGGAUGUUAUUUUGUGAAUAUACGGUGUGUGCAAGGUGUCUGUUAUUUGGAAGACUGAGACCACAACUCACUAAAUGAUGGUUGACUGUGAAUAUUAUUAUUCAUCCUUUUUCCUUCAUUAAGAUGUAGCAUUAAUAGUUGUACAUGUAAUCUGCUUGAUAAAUUAAAUUUUGUAGUAAGUGUUUCAUGUUUAUAUUUUAAGGGAAGACUCAGAAUUCUCUGGAGGUUGAUCCCCCCCCCCCCUUCCUUCCUUGUUUCUUCGUGUCAUUUUUGUGACGCAUUAAUUUCAACAAUGUGAGAGUAGGAUGCUUUUGGAUAAGCACAAGUAAAAGAAGCAGUUCUUCCAUCACAUGUUUGCACUGUCCUCAGUGGUCUGGCAUGGACCCCUGCCAGGCUAAUCUUGAUCAGCAUCUCACUUUUGAUCAGGCGCCAGAGAUUACAGGCCCGGCCCAUUUCCUCUGGGUAAAAGUCAUUGGCCCAUGGAGCCAAAAUACUGAUCUGGAAUCAGUAACUAGGUUAACAUGGUCACCUCACGAUCUGAAAAACCUUUUUGUAGAUGCUUGUUGAAUAUUUACUCACGCUGAGAUAAGAAUAAGAGAACAGGUUGACCUUGGGACUUUCAGUUUCAUUAUGUUGCUUGAAGAGCAGCCAAUUUGACUCACUUUUAGAUCUGUAAGGAUAAGCACAGGUUAAAUUUGGAAGGAGUGUGAUUUACAGGCACACAAGCAGAACAAAUGUACAUAAUAUACUACACACAGUACAAUCAUAUUCUUUCCAAGUGCCUCAACAUGCAGAUACUGUAGAGCUUAGACAACACAGAUUGAAAAGGAGGGAGUGCGCACAGGUGUUCAGUUCAAGCAGUUUUCUUAGCUUACUAAUUCCAGAAAACCAUGAUAUAAUGUUCUUUGGUAUUUGGUAAGACAGUCUUAAUGAUAUUCUUUGAAUUAUAUUGAUGCAGUGUUUAUUAUUGGUUUCCACAACAUUCUGAGUGAGUGAAGUACACAAAUUAUAGAUUUUUGUGUAGGUUCUAUGAUUUUCCCUUUUCUUACCAUUAUUGUCUUUAUGUCACUGCAUAAUUUAACCUGUUUAUUGGGUGAUUUAACUGUUUAGAUGAUCCUAUAUUGUCUUACAAUUCAUACGUGUUAUUCAUUUCUCUUUGCUAUGGAUUCAUCUUUCUCCCCCAUAUUAUUUUUGCAUCGGCCAGCCAUCUCCCGGUUUAACUGGGUUAAUCGUCCUGUGAAUUCUGUAAUUUGUGCCUCAGUGUUUGUCUCUCCAGUUUAAACUUUUCCUGUAACUCACACUAUUUACUGUGAAUUUGCUACUUGUAGUAGUUUUAACACAGACAUCAUGUUUUAAACUUUUUUUUAUUUUAUUUUCAGUCUAAUACGUAUAUUACAUCUUUUAGUGUUGUUGAGAUGCACAUUGUUUGCAGACACCAAAGGAAUUAAAAUUCUUCUUAAACUGGCCUGUUAAGUUUUUAAUUGUUUAUUGCAGUAAUGGAGAUCUCUGUUAAACUGAAGUAACAUCUUCUGUUUGGGUGAAUAAUGACAGGUAGAAAACAGAUUUCCAAUAUAUUUAUAGCAGGAUAUGAAGUCCUACGUUUAGAGAGAGAUUAGAUGCAGUAAUGUUAUUUACUGUAGCCUCUCGUCUUGCACAGUACAUUGAAUGGUGAGAUUCGCAAUCCAUCAAGCUAGGGGCAUUUUUAAUAAAGAAUCCAUGUGUUGCAAAAGAUCACAUUUAAUGUAAGGGUAAAACCUUUGCAUUAUCAAUUUUGCAGUUGAGCAAAAUCUGACACUCAGUUUUGCAUCUUCAACUUUUCAGUUUUUUUUCACACAUAAAGAUAAACGGCUUGUGAGAAAUCGCUGGCUGUAACUACUAGAUGAGUGUUUUCAUUCCAUAUUUUUUUUUUCCUGUCAUUAAAUGUUCAUGUUGCGUAAUGUAUGUGCAGCUGUAUGCAUACAUACUCUUGAGCAAUAAAAAUUUUUUCAUGAAAAAGUCAAUAGCU